GCAAAGGCAAAUGUUUUAAUUAAACUUUUGUUUAUCAUAAAUCUUCUAAAAACUCAAAUUGCAAAUGAAUCUAUUAAUAUUAAAGAACAAGAAAGGCUAAUAAGAAUCGAAUAUAAAAAACUUGUAAUUCAAAAGGAUAAAAAUGAUGAAUUGAAAAAAGAAAUUAUAUUGCGAGAGAAACUUCAAAAACUUUUAUACAAUUGUACUUUGUAA
Messenger RNA from Ambispora leptoticha, 213 nucleotides. The record is from the annotation of a GenBank genome assembly. NCBI's taxonomy places the organism in Eukaryota, Fungi, Glomeromycota, Glomeromycetes, Archaeosporales, Ambisporaceae.